AUGAAAAACGGCGUGUGCGUAAUUUUAUGUUUAUUUUUCCUUAAGCAACUUGCCUGUGCGGAAACGGAAGGAAACGUCGACAACCUCAAUAAUGUAGGACUUAAAAAUUUGGAGAAGCCCAAUUUGAGAAGUGUCCUGACGGGCAGUCCAGGGGAUGUGUUGACAGAAGAUCAAGAAACAACCCACCAUGAAAGUUGCAGUACCUGCAGUACACCUAGCUCACCUGAAUGCGCAGAAUGUGAAAUUAAAUGUCCAGAAAGUUGUAACAGUGAUGAUGCAUGUCCAAAGGAUUGUGUCUUUGGUGAAGAAUGCAAAGGCGAUGAUUGCUCAGGAGAUUCAGCAUGUGAUGUAUGCGAGAAGGGAUGUGGAAAAGAGCAGACCGAAUCAAGUGAAAAAGAAGAUGCGAAAGCAAAAGAAACAGAAGAUGACGGAACACAGAUAGAACAAGACCCCCUAAUAUUGACGCAGGAUCCGGAGGAGGCCCAAAGAAUUAUACUUGAAACGUAUGGUGACCUUAAGAAUGUUGAGAAUCAGGAAGAAUCCGUUUUGGAGGAAAAUGAUGAGGGAGACGACCAGAUAGUCGAUGAAAAUGGGGAACAACAGGAGGAAGAAGAUGACGACGACGACAGCGAAGAAGAUGAUGACGAUGAGGAGGAGGAGGAGGAUGAUGAUGAUGAAGAGGGAAAGAAUACAUUGGUCUCAUCCAAUGACUCUGUAACGAACAACAGCGAAAAUGAUAAUACUAAAACAGAAGACGAGGAUUUGGUAGAAGACUUAAUGAGCAUACUAAAAGAAGAUGGCGGAGUUGACCCAUCCCUCAAAGUGUUAGCACAGGAUGUGGCUGACUACUUAAAUAACAUGGACGAGGGAAAUGAAGUUGCAUAA
Messenger RNA from Plasmodium knowlesi strain H, 885 nucleotides. RefSeq names its product conserved Plasmodium protein, unknown function. Lineage: Eukaryota; Apicomplexa; Aconoidasida; Haemosporida; Plasmodiidae. The transcript has a single exon. The record is from RefSeq and is a predicted model, not a curated record. The coding region runs from base 1 to 885 and encodes 294 amino acids.